AUUUGUAAGAUCUAGGUUAUUAUCUCUAUCAAUAACCAUUUGAUUUUGGAUUUUUGUAUGCUGCUAAGGUGGAUGUUAUUAAGUGGAUUGUUUUAAGGAUUCGAAGGAGUUUCUUUCUGCCAGAUAUACUGGUAAUUAUCGACACAUUUGCCAUAACUCGUUGGCUUAGAUUUGAUUUGGAUUUUGCCAAGACCCGUUGGCGUAGAGAUAUAGUUUAUUGUUUCUGUCCUUAGUCUUUGAAGAUACUCACCACUGCAGGGUGACAUCAGUACGAGGUUUUCUCGACACAGCCGUCGAUUUUAAUAUCUCCUUCGAAUUCCUAGUGGCGUGAUUAUGAAUUUUUCAUGGAUCCUUGUCAUGAUCCAUGAAAAAUUCUACCAAAGCAGCAAUGUUGUGUUGCAUUUGAAUUUAUUUUAAGAAAUAAGUCGGAAAAUUGAUACGAUUAAAGCGAUCGGCAACAUAACCCAUUUAAAAAACCCAACCCCAUGCUAAGCAGCGCUAGCGUGUACAAGGAAUACAUGCAAAAACACAUGAAGAAUACUGAGCGUGCAGAAAAUAGAUUAGCAAAACUGAGCGUGCAGAAAAAUGGGUAAACAAUACGGAGCGUGCAGAACCGCCGAAACGUCAAGUCAGUUUCCGGUGAAAAAACGAGACGGUCGGUCGCCACAUUUAUAGCGUGGUAGUGCGCGUGAUUCCGGAUUGUGGUGCCAAGAAAAGCUGUGCCAGAGCCGUUCCCAGCACAUCCGGAGCACACACGAAGAGAGAGUGCCAUUUACCGAGAGUGCAUUUUACCGACGUGCACCGAGUCAGGCGAAACAAAAGGAAAGCCAAGGGUACCCAGCGCCGAGAAAUCUAUUCGCAAGGAAGUCGGGUGUGGAGGAAAAAAGCUUUCCUUUCCAAAAGGGUCGCAAAAGGCGGCCCUUUUUUCCCCAAUUUCCUUCUAGGAAGCUCCUCGCCGCAUCUAAGGCGCUACAGCCGAAAGCCACUGCCGAAGUAAAGGGCCUCUGACCGCCGCAACAGCCACCGAAGCUCCUUGCCGCAUCCGUGGCGUAACCUCCGGGAAUCGCCGCCGAAGUAAAGGGCCUCUGACCGCCGCCACAGCCACCGAAGCUCCUUGCCGCAUCCGUGGCGUAACCUCCGGGAAUCGCCGCCGAAGAAAAGGGCCUCUGACCGCCGAAGCAGCCACCGAAGCCCAUUGCCGCAUCCGUGGCGUAACCUCCGGGAAUCGCCGCCGAAGAAAAGGGCCUCUGACCGCCGAAGCAGCCACCGAAGCCCAUUGCCGCAUCCGUGGCGUAACCUCCGGGAAUCGCAGCCGAAGCAAGGGUCCUCUGACCGCCGCAGCAGGCGAUCAUCGGGCGCAGCAGCCGCCGAAGUUCCUCGCCGCACCUGUGGCGUGACCACUGCCGAAGUAAAGGGUCCUCUGACCGCCGCCGCAGGCGAUCAUCGGGCGCAGCAGCCGCCGAAGUUCCUCGCCGCACCUGUGGCGUGACCGCAGCCGAAGCAAAAGCCUCUGACCGCCGCAGCAGGCGAUCAUCGGGCGCAGCAGCCGCCGAGGUUCCUCGCCGCACCUGUGGCGUGACCGCAGCCGAAGCAAAAGCCUCUGACCGCCGCAGCAGGCGAUCAUCGGGCGCAGCAGCCGCCGAGAUUCCUCGCCGCCUCUGUGGCGUGACCACUGCCGAAGUAAAGGGUCCUCUGACCGCCGCCGCAGGCGAUCAUCGGGCGCAGCAGCCGCCGAGAUUCCUCGCCGCACCUGUGGCGUGACCGCAGCCGAAGCAAAAGUCUCUGACCGCCGCAGCAGGCGAUCAUCGGGCGCAGCAGCCGCCGAAGUUCCUCGCCGCACCUGUGGCGUGACCGCAGCCGAAGCAAAAGCCUCUGACCGCCGCCGCAGGCGAUCAUCGGGCGCAGCAGCCGCCGAAGUUCCUCGCCGCACCUGUGGCGUGACCACAGCCGAAGCAAGGAUCCUUUGACCGCCGCAGUAAGGCGAUUAUCGGGUGCAGCAGCCGCCAAAGUUGCUCGCCGCAUCCGCGGCGUUACAGCUGGAAGCCACCGCCGAAGCAAAGGGCCUCUGACCGCCACAGCAGGCGAUCAACGGGUGCAGCAUCCACAGCAAAUUUCGUCGCCGCAUCAGAGGCGAGAGACAUCGGGAGUCCAGGCCGAGGAGGAAGCAUGUUGCAACCUUGUGAAACGAUUCCAGAUAAAAUGUAUGCAGAUAAACGACGGAAACGGACAGCCCGGAGCGUCCCUGGGUCCACUUCUACGAAAUCAGAGUCCCAAGAAGAUGAUGCCAACAGUGGCUCCUCGAGCGAUGAGUUGGUCAUCGAUAUCCCGAAUGAGUUGCAACAAGCAAAAUCUUCGUCGAAUCCAGAACCGUUCCAGCCUAAGCAAACUAGAUCGAUGACCGGAAGCUCGGCUAUUACGCCGACCAAAACUACCCCUCCAGCAAAGCAGACAUCAAGAUCGGUUCCGGUCAGCCGGAGAAAGCGAAAACGAUCACCUUCCUGUAGUUCCACCGAGGAAAUCGAGGACCCAACGCUAGAAGAAACGAUAGAACGGUGCGCCGUGAAAAACAAUCUGACGACCGAGUGCGUUCAAAAGUUACUUAAAAAGUUGGUCAUGAACGAACAUGUAUUGGCUAUUGUUAAACUUAAGGAAGAGGAAGAAGAGCGAAACGAAAAACUGCGCAAGGAUUCGUUGGAACAUGGUGGUGCAGACAGUGAUGACGAAGGCGAUGAACUACAAUCCGUGCUGCCAAAAUUGACGCGCCUCAAGGCAAAACAGCUAAACAAAAAGCCACUUCCAAUUGUUCCUCUGAAAGUUCCGAUUGCCGAUGAAGAGGUCGCAGCCCUCAUCCGAGAAGAGCUCGGUUCGGACGAAGACGAUGACGAGGAGUACAAACCCACCGAAGAAGAUCUCCCGUCGGAUGAGGAUUUGAAUACCACCAUUUCGGAUUUGGAUUCUCAACCUCGAACGCCAGUUACUCCGGCGACACCAGGUCGUUCCGAGGACAUUGAGUCGGAAGCAACGGCAUUAUACAGCAAAGAUGGAGUCUUCAAGAUACCUCGCUUUCGAAACGACAGUCACUGUUCUCAGCAAUCGGAACAGGAGCAGGAAAACAUUGCCCGUCGAACUCGGUCCAAACUUUGUCUGCAGACAACGGCCAUUGAAACUAUCGAAUCAACGUUCAUUCCGCCGGAUAUUACAACCGACAUGUACGAUUUCGAUUGUGACAUGGAUCACGUUUGGAAGGAAUUUUUGACUGAUUUCGUAAAACCACUCUCAAAUCACAAUGAAGAUGACGACGAUGCGGAUCCCGAAUAUGUAGCUGCAGAUACGAUUCCAGUUGACCCCGAGGAAUUGCGCCAAGUCAAUGUUUCAAAAAAGGAAUUAAAUGAGCUUGUUUCGGAGUUGCUGGAAAUGAGUGGAAUCAUCGAUGAGUCUUUUCUGGACAACAGCGUUUUUAAUAGUGCAAUUAGUCCCGAUCUUAUACGGUCCGAUACCAACGAAAAUGCGGAUAGUGUGGAUAAGAGAACCAGUAAACCUUUAGAACUAAAUACGGAUAAACCCCGAGAACUAUCCACUCCAGAACAACAAAAUCACGAACUAGCCUUGGAUCAAUCUCGAAAACUACCACAGCCAAUGAGCUCAGCUACAUUAUGCCCUGUUCCUUCUAGACAGUCUGAAGUUUUCAAUCCUAGCAAUGUGUCUACACCGAUCGCAUCUCAAUCGAAAAACAAAGUGGGGAACAACACAGCGUUAUCAAUCGCACCGCCAGUUUAUUCAACUAUCGAUCCAUGUCCCACCGUGCCAGCCGUACCGGUUGUAGUAAACGUUGAAACAUCAGCGUUCCAUUCGCAAGUCCCCGUUAGCCAAUUUCAUACGUUUAGUCAACCACAGUAUACCAACUAUAACCGACUACCAAAUAAAGCGCCUUAUCCAAGCACAUCGUACCAGCAGCAUCCACAACAUGAUCCACGUUUAUACGCUUUAAAUGCAACGCCAAAACAGUACAGCUUCCAAGAUUAUUAUCCGUCACCCUCAAGAAUACCCAACGAACCUGUUUCGCAAAGCGAACCAAGAAAAGCAAGUGAACGACGGUACAAAUACUUAGAAAAACUAACACCAGUCCGUUUAAACUUUCCAAAGGACCAAAAAGGAUUUACCGAUUUACAAAUGCAAAUUUAUCAACAACAAUUACGCAUGCACGUCCAGUUUGCUGCACAAAAUUUUCUCCAAACAUACGCUCAUCCCAAGUUUUGGGAAUUGGCUGAAACGUUCAAGAAAAUUUUGCUUGAACUGCAGGAACUGGCAAAAACAGUUGAAGCUGCUAGGGCAUGUAAUCUGGAACCUGCUAUUAAAUGUUGUUUGUCUUGGGAAAAAGAUUUACAAGACAUUAAUGACGAAAAUAAUGAGAUGAUGCAGUUCUUAUUGAAACAAGAACAAAAGGCCGAAAAGGCUAAAAAGGAACAUAAAUACUACGUAGGGUACUUCCCAUAUAAGAUGAUGAAACAGGUAUUGAACUGUAAAGCUUUCAUGUACCCGAAAUUGCUUCCGUAUUUACCUUUCCGAAUGGAUUACCGAGCAACAAAAAAGGCGAUCUCACUUGGUGAAGAAAGGUUGAUCGCUUUUGGAUUGGAGUUAUUUCACGAUAUCAUGACCAAAGAGAAUAGCAAAAAUAAUUUAUCGAAAAAUAAAAAACCCUCUACGUUUAUCAAAUGUCGUUACAUCAGUCGGUUUCUUCUGCACGGACACCCAGCAGAACAGAUCUAUAACUAUGUAAUAGGACGAAAGGCUAAGCCUAACGAGCUGAAUCCCAUCACGUAUUAUUUUAAGUACUUGAAAGCGCCUCCCUACACACAUGAGUUGGAAGAUAUUGAUUUGAGAAACAUCCUGUCCCCGUGCUCAUAUCGAAAAGGAGUUCUACCGCAGCCAUGGGAUAAUUAUUUGAGUUCCAAAAAAGAGCUGGUGAAAUAUCGAGGGGGACAAAGGCGCAAUUCGAGUAUUCAGACUAGCUCAAAGUCAUCGAAACAGACGGAACCAGUUCAAGUGGCAACGAUAACAGAGGAAUCAUCAACCAACUUGAAUAUAACCAUUAGCCUCAGUCUAGAUCCUGCACCUUCAGCUUCAACUUCUUCCGUCACGGAACUAAGAGAUCCAAAUCCUCAGAUAUCAGAUCCAGUUGAAAAAAUAAGUGAACAACUGGAGGAGGUACAGAGUUUGGCUAGUUUUGUCACAAAGUUUAAACCAGAGAAUUCCCCCAUCCGAGAUAAUUCCUUCAGUGGGAGGUUUUUGCUGGAAGUGAACAAAGAAGAAAUCCGGGAGCCUGAAGCGGAAGAAGGACAAAACAUAGCAGUACAUAAACACCAAUUCCGAGUUGAUGGCUGUUGCCAUUGCAACUGCCACAGUGACGAUUCUUUAAUUCCGAAUUGUUUGGAUAAGGGCCAAAAGAAGUUAACAGACUACUUCCGCCCAGUGCCGAAAAAUCCUGUUACUAGUCAACCUCGUGAAGCUAAGCUGAAGAAUAAGCUUUCGCAAAUUUGUUUGCGUUUUAGAAAGGUAUUGGAAGUGAGAAAACGGUGGUCAAACACUCAUCUGGGUAUAACUUUUGAACAUUUCAAGCUGAUUGAAAUUUUUACUUAUUUUUUGGACGAUUUAAAAAAGAUGAGCUGCGGUCAACAGUCUAGGAACGAUUGUCCACUUAUCAAUGGGUCAGGGCGCAAGCCCACCAAAGUAGAAGCUACAGAUGACAAAGACUGUAAUUACGCAUAUAACUUUUUCGAAAAGGUUGAGGAAACCUUGUUAGCUGAAAAUAAACGCAGCGAAUAUGAACAAUUCCUAGAUAUUCUACAGAACUUCGACGAUAAAGAAGAUCAUGUACCGGAUUUGUAUCGUAAGAUUGAAAAUUUAUUGGUGGCCGAUCAUCCUGAACUAGUCGAUUUGUUUUUGACAUUUUUGCUUCCGGGCCAAGCUGCUGAGGUAGGAAAAUUUUUCGAACAUUUCAUCCUCACCAGCGCAAACGAUUUUUUGACGAAACUCAAUAUAUAUUUUGCUAAACAACCCUCUCAAAUCAAAAAGAUCUACACUUCUCUGAAUGAGUUGUCUAACGAACCAGAUGUGACAAUGGAACAGAUUAAAUCGAAAAUAGUUCCGCUUCUCAAGGGCAACCAACUGCUGAUUGAUUGGUUUUUGCAGCUUUUCCCUCCCGAAAAACCUCCCGAUAGCACGGUUUCUGAUUUGUCCGAUUACGAAGUGAUAUCUGCCAAGAGGUUCAUUGUCCCUGAAGGGGUCAGUAGCAGUCAAACGUACGAAGAUAUCCCAUUUGUUGAACCACCAGCAGAAACGGGCUCGGAAAACACUAUCUGCGGCACCAAGUACAUUCAGGGUAAGAUCAUGUGCGGAACGCUUCCGGCUCGACUUUCUUUCCUGGCGCACGACAGUCAAUCUUGCCAACAGCAAUUCCAGCGAGCGAUGUCUCCUUUGAAGGGAUGCAUGCACAAUGUAGACCGAUCGGCCAAACUAGGCUCGGACGGAGAGGAUGGGAAAUCCGAACAGGACUUUGGAGACUGUAUGACUGCAAGCGAUUCGAUGGAAGAUUCGAUGGAUCGGUAUAAGCUCUGCGAUGAAGCAACCUUCAAAGCACACGCCAUACGGUUGAAUCCCUUGGUUCACGGCAGAAAAGGUGUAAGCUAUUCCGAUGUCGAACAUCUUUUAGUUCCACCUGAGUCGGACAGUGAAGAAAGCCCCACUAUUGAGGACGAGGACAAAUUUAGCUCUCCAAAGAAGCAAAACGCGCAGCCGAAAGCUAUAGUUAAAAAACGUAUCAAUUCACCGGUUAAUAAAAAACUUCCUGUUGCUGUCUCCACCAGCAAAGUUUCGCCUACAUGUGGAGGAAAAAAAACCUUCCCCUCUGUCCCUGUCGAUUCCAAAGUGAUAGCUGUUUCGAAAAAACUAAAAAGUAUGGUUGAAGAAGUAGCCGAAGAAACUUCGACGGAGUUAGAUGAUGAAGGGUUUAAACGAAAAAUACCAAUGAUACAAAGUCAACCGGUGACCCAGGAACCAGAAGCAAACGAUUCAAAAUCUGUUCCAAAACCAGAAGAGUUAGAGCCUCCGAAAUGUUCGGCUACAGAAUCUCAAAACACCCAAACAGGGGUGACCUCCGUCCCGCAAAACAACUGGACCCGCGAUGAAGAUAAAAUAAUAUUGGAGGAGAUUAAAAAAGGUUCUAACGCAGUGGAAGAACUGAUCGAAAGAAUUGGAGCAAAGAUUGUUGAACGAAAUGCUUCGGAGAUUAGAGUAAGGUAUGAGUUUCUGAUUGAGGUGCUCAAAAAAUUCCAGAAGGGAAACAAAUAGACUAUUCAAGGCAUGUAUUACGUAACACGAGUAAAUUGUUUGUUUAAUGUUUCAAUAAAU
Molecule: messenger RNA, 7407 nt
Organism: Uranotaenia lowii
Lineage: Eukaryota; Metazoa; Arthropoda; Insecta; Diptera; Culicidae
Exons: 10
Coding region: 2167-7347 (1726 amino acids)
Biological process (GO): regulation of DNA-templated transcription
Cellular component (GO): nucleus
Molecular function (GO): transcription coregulator activity
Source: RefSeq, a predicted model, not a curated record